Messenger RNA from Artibeus jamaicensis (Jamaican fruit-eating bat), 1388 nucleotides. It is a transcript of the gene RCE1, whose product is annotated as Ras converting CAAX endopeptidase 1. Bases 36 to 1115 code for a protein of 359 amino acids. The record is from RefSeq and is a predicted model, not a curated record. Gene Ontology annotation, cellular component: endoplasmic reticulum membrane. NCBI's taxonomy places the organism in Eukaryota, Metazoa, Chordata, Mammalia, Chiroptera, Phyllostomidae. The transcript has 8 exons. Gene Ontology annotation, biological process: CAAX-box protein processing. Gene Ontology annotation, molecular function: metalloendopeptidase activity.
UUGCGUCACUGGUGCGCGCCGCGUGUCCGGGCGCGAUGGCGGCGCUGGGCGGGGACGGGUUGCGUCUGCUGUCGGUGUCGCGACCGGAGCGGCAGCCCGAGACGGCGGCUCUGGGAGGUCCAGGCCCCGGGCUGUGCUGCUGGGUGUCGGUGUUCUCCUGUCUCAGCCUCGCUUGCUCCUACGUGGGUAGCCUCUAUGUCUGGAAGAGCGAGCUGCCCAGGGACCACCCUGCCGUCAUCAAGCGGCGCUUCACCAGUGUCCUGGUGGUGUCCAGUCUGUCGCCCCUCUGCGUGCUACUCUGGAGGGAACUCACAGGCAUCCAGCCAGGCACAUCCCUGCUCACCCUCAUGGGCUUCAGGCUGGAGGGCUUUUUCCCAGCAGCACUGCUGCCCCUGCUGCUGACCAUGAUCCUUUUUUUGGGCCCGUUGAUGCAGCUGUCGAUGGACUGCUCCUGUGACCUGGCAGAUGGGUUGAAGGUUGUCUUAGCCCCUCGCUCCUGGGCCCGCUGCCUCACGGACAUGCGCUGGCUUCGGAACCAAGUGAUUGCGCCCCUGACAGAAGAGCUGGUGUUCCGGGCCUGCAUGUUGCCCAUGUUAGCGCCAUGUACAGGCCUGGGCCCCGCCGUGUUCACCUGCCCACUCUUCUUCGGAGUUGCUUCGAUUCCGCCAGAGCAGUGUGGGGAGCAUCUUCUUGUCCGCAGCGUUCCAGUUCUCCUACACAGCUGUCUUCGGUGCCUACACUGCUUUCCUCUUCAUCCGCACAGGACACCUGAUUGGGCCAGUUCUCUGCCACUCCUUCUGCAACUACAUGGGCUUUCCUGCCGUCUGUGCAGCCCUGGAGCAUCCACAGAGGCGGCCUCUGCUGGCAGGCUAUGCCCUGGGUGUAGGACUCUUCCUGCUUCUGCUCCAGCCCCUUACGGACCCCAAGCUCUACGGCAGUCUUCCCCUUUGUGUGCUUCUAGAGCGGGCAGGGGACUCAGAGGCCCCGCUGUGCUCCUGACCAACGCUCUUGUACACACUCCUAUGAACUCUCACGGGCUCCUCAGCCCCUCCCCAUCAAGGGGUCCUGCAGGGGAGGAGCUGGCUGGGAUCCCGAGAUCUCAGGAAUUUUUGUAGGGGACUGAAGCCAGAGCUAGUUGAAUCCCAGGGACCAUGAGAAAGGAGCAGAAAGGUGCGGCCCCUCUCAAACGAGGGGGCGAGGAGCAGGCCCCAGGAGCCGCGCACUCCCUUCCUCACUGUGGACUGCUGCUUCUCUGAGCUCCUCUGCCCCAGAAAAGCUGCUGGGGGUAGAAUUUACAGAUCUCCGCCCCCCAACUUCCCAGGGUUUUCUCAUUGUCUUUUUGCAUCAGGACUUUGUAUUGGGAUAUUAAAGAGAUUUAACUUGGGUAA